ACCCCCUGGGCCUUCGUCGGUACUCCCGCCCGCGCCCCCGACUUGGAUAAUUAUCAGUGAAAUUCAAAUUCUAUAUUUCGUGCUCUUUCUCCGUCUUCUGACAUGAGCGACACGAUCCUGAUCUCCGAUGGGGAGGACCAGGCUACUCCACCGCCAUUCCUCUCGAAGAGGGCUCGUACCAAUCCAAUCCCUACGAUUCUGAUCUCUGACACCGAUCCGACGCCGCAGAAGCGACCGCCGGACUCUGCGUCCACUCCCUCCUUCGUUGCCGAGACUCCUUUCUCCGACGAUGUUUCCGUCGUCAAAUGUUCCAUUGACGUCAGAGCUGGGGUUUCUGGUUCCGACCGCGAAGACAAGUUCUCCGGUAAACGGAUAAUAUCUCUAGAAUCGGAGUCUGAAAAUGAGUCCGAAAACAGUUGUGGACCAGAAAUUUCUGAGAAGAAUGAAUCUACUGAUUUUAGUGAGCCACACCACGAUAAUAACAUUAUUCAGAUGUAUGGACCCAGUUCAGCGUAUUUGCCAGACACUGUUAUUCAGAAUCAGGUGGAUGCUGAACAAGACACAGAAAAUAUUAGCAUUGAUCCAAUGCGUCUGCAGAAGCAGAUCAGAAAACCAGAAAAUCUAACUCAUGUGGGUGAAGCGUUGUGCAAGAAGGCGGUAUCAAAAGAGGAAAAGAUUCGUGCAAUGGAGGAAAAGAAGCUGAAAAAAGAACAAGAGAAAUUGCAAAAGGCAGCACUGAAAGCAGAAGAAGCUGAGCGAAAAAAGUUAGAAAAGGAAAAGCAGAAAUGGGAAAAGGGGAAGUUAGCGCUUAAAUCUAUUGUUGCUGAGAUUGAUGCUAAAAUGGUCGAACUAGGAUCUGUUGGAGGACAUCUGCUUUCAAGGUUCUCCGAGAAAGGCAUUACAUUCCGCAUAACUUCAAAUCCAAUUGAGAGAUCCAUUGUGUGGACAAUGACAGUCCCGGAGCAUAUUUCUCAGCUUUUGCCGCAAGGGCCAAAGAUUCAGUACGUUUUACUUGUGUAUGAGGCUGAAGAAUUUUGUAAUCUUGUUGCAAAUGAGAGACUUCUAGAACAUGUCUCGAGAGUUCGAAGUCAAUAUCCGGCCUAUACAGUUUGCUACCUGACCAAUAAGUUAAUGGCCUACAUAAACAAAAGGGAAAAGGAAGAGUACAAGAAACCAGAUAUUUGCAGUGGCUGGAGACGGCCUCCUAUCGAAGAGGUACUAGCAAAAUUAACUACUCACUACGUUAGGGUGCAUUCCAGGCACUGUGUAGACGAGGCUGAGGUGGCUGAACAUGUUGUCGGUUUAACGAGCAGCCUUGCAUCUUGCCAUUUCAGGACGAAGUUGACAAGAUUAUCAGUAUAUGCAAAUGGGGCUUUAAUCCCUAAGGAUUCAGUUGACAAGCACUUAAUAAAGAAGACCCCGUGGUUGAAAGCGUUGAUAGCUAUACCAAAGGUGCAGCCAAGGUUUGCUCUCGCUGUUUGGAAGAAGUACCCAACGAUGAAAUCCCUGUUAAAGGUCUAUAUGGACCCUACCAAAUCCGUGCAUGAGAAGGAAUUCCUGCUAAAGGAUUUGAAGGUGGAAGGGUUAGUUGGGGGAGAUAGAAGAUUAGGGGAGGUCUGUUCUAAGAGGAUAUUCAGAGUCCUCAUGUCUCAGAGCGGAACCAUCAAGACUGAUGAUGUCGAAAACGGUGCUGAUUUCUUCCCCUCCCCCUCCUUCUCUCACUAACCUUCCUUUACAGUUGUGUUUUUGUACAUUGUCUCAUCCCAAAUCGAACCGAAGGAUGCCUUGUGAAAAUGAAACCCUCCGACUUGCAAGUUUUUGUACAUGUCAUGUGAUGAUCGUCUUUUUUCUUGUUA
Tarenaya hassleriana is the source of this 1856-nucleotide messenger RNA. RefSeq names its product crossover junction endonuclease EME1B. Gene Ontology annotation, cellular component: nucleus; Holliday junction resolvase complex. Gene Ontology annotation, molecular function: nuclease activity; DNA binding. The record is from RefSeq and is a predicted model, not a curated record. Gene Ontology annotation, biological process: DNA repair. The transcript has 12 exons. Lineage: Eukaryota; Viridiplantae; Streptophyta; Magnoliopsida; Brassicales; Cleomaceae. Bases 103 to 1725 code for a protein of 540 amino acids.